AUGGCACCUACCACUUCGUUUAAAUUGGCUACGGAAUUACCAGCUUGGAAAGACUUGGAAUCUCUCUAUAAUAAGGAAGGUAAGAAUUUUAACCUUGUACAAGCAUUCCAAAAUGACCCAAAAAGAUUUGAUGAAUUUUCAAAAAUAUUCACCAACUUUGACGGGUCAAAGAUUCUUUAUGAUUUCUCCAAGAACUUGGUCAAUAAGGAUAUCUUUGACAAGUUAAUUGACUUGGCUAAACAAGCAAAUGUUGAAAAAUUGAGAGACGAAAUGUUUGCCGGUGACCAUAUCAAUACUACGGAAGAUAGAGCUGUUUACCACGUGGCAUUGAGAAACCGUGCUUUGAGAAAAAUGCCUGUGGAUGGAAAAGACACUUGUAAGGAAGUUGACGAUGUCUUGCAACACAUGAAGGAAUUCUCUAAUCAGGUGAGAGACGGUUCAUGGAAAGGUUUUUCUGGCAAGGCAAUCACCGAUGUGGUUAAUAUCGGUAUCGGCGGCUCCGAUUUGGGUCCAGUAAUGGUCACAGAGGCAUUGAAAGCAUACCACAAACCAGGUUUGAAUGUACACUUUGUUUCAAACAUUGACGGAACACACAUUGCCGAAGUCUUGAGAGCGCUUAAUGUAGAAACAACAUUGUUCUUGAUUGCUUCCAAAACCUUCACAACUGCAGAGACUAUCACAAAUGCCAACACGGCUAAAAAUUGGUUUUUAAAACACUCAAAUAACAAUACCGAUGCCAUUGCCAAACAUUUCGUUGCUUUGUCAACCAAUGAGAAAGAAGUUGUUAAUUUCGGUAUCGAUGCAAAGAAUAUGUUUGGAUUUGAGAGUUGGGUUGGAGGACGUUACUCGGUUUGGUCUGCAAUCGGUUUGUCAGUUGCAAUCUACAUUGGAUUUGACAAUUUUGAGAAAUUUUUAAAAGGUGCAGAAGCUGUUGACCAACAUUUCUUAACUACUCCAUUGGAGAACAAUAUCCCGGUUAUUGGUGGUUUGCUCUCUGUUUGGUACAACAAUUUCUUUGACGCACAAACCCACUUGAUUGCCCCAUUUGAUCAAUAUUUGCAUAGAUUCCCAGCAUACUUGCAACAAUUGUUUAUGGAAUCUAAUGGUAAAUCAGUCACAAGAGCCAAUGUUUUCACAAAUUACCAAACCGGUGCUGUUAUCUUUGGUGAGCCAGCUACAAAUGCUCAACACUCCUUCUUCCAAUUACUUCACCAGGGAACAAAAGUCAUUCCAGCUGAUUUCAUUUUAGCUGCUCAAUCGCAAAAUCCAAUUGAGAACAACAAACACCAAAAAAUGUUGGCUUCCAACUUUUUUGCUCAAUCCGAAGCAUUAAUGGUUGGUAAAAACGAAGAGAAAGUUAAGGCUGAAGGUGCCACUGGAGGAUUGGUUCCUCACAAGAUCUUCAGCGGUAACAGACCAACAACAUCAAUCUUGGCACAGAAGAUUACUCCUGCUACUUUGGGUGCUUUGAUUGCAUACUAUGAGCAUGUCACUUUCACCGAAGGAGCUGUUUGGAACAUCAACUCAUUCGACCAGUGGGGUGUUGAGUUGGGUAAAGUUUUAGCCAAGGCUAUUGGUAAACAAUUGGACGACAAAAAACCAGUUGAAGACCACGAUCCUUCUACUAAUAGUUUAAUCAAUACAUUUAAGGAAUGGGAAGAGUGA
Molecule: messenger RNA, 1665 nt
Organism: Lodderomyces oxycetoniae
Lineage: Eukaryota; Fungi; Ascomycota; Pichiomycetes; Serinales; Debaryomycetaceae
Gene: PGI1
Product: glucose-6-phosphate isomerase
Exons: 1
Coding region: 1-1665 (554 amino acids)
Biological process (GO): glucose 6-phosphate metabolic process; gluconeogenesis; glycolytic process
Cellular component (GO): cytosol
Molecular function (GO): monosaccharide binding; carbohydrate derivative binding; glucose-6-phosphate isomerase activity
Source: RefSeq, a predicted model, not a curated record